UAGUAUUUCCACCCCAACACCCUAUUUUCUGCUCAAACAUAUGCAUGAUUGCAUUGUUUUUAGGGAAUUGGUGAAGGAUAUUAGUAUUUAUUAGGUGUUUUGACAUGGUUGGGAAAAAGUUCAUGAAAAUGGGGAAGAUGCUGAGAAAUUUGAACAUACUACUGUAGAGAAUCAAAUCAAUUAUGGCAAGAAGAUCAUCAAGAAUUCAUGAAGUAGGAGAGAAAAGUGGACUGAGAUGUAUGGGAGGGUUGUUCAGCAUCCUCGAAUCAUGUCAAGGCCGUCCCGGCCAUAUGGUCAUCUCCAACGGGAGGCCAGCAAGUAGAAACAUCAUCGAUUAUCCAAGAGCACUUGACACGAUUGCUAGCUUUGACGAAGAAUGUCGAAAGAUUCAUAAUGGGGCAGGUCAGAGAAGUGACAGCGUUCGUGUUGAUUGUAGAGGCAGAAGCACGAGGAGCUGCAUUGGAGACAAGAUGCCCGUUGAGCAGCACAGAAACAAACGAGACAUGGCCAGGAGACAGCAAUAUGCUAGGUCGAUGAACGAGCUUCCUUCGACUUCAACUGAAAGAGAUUCAACUGUAGGGGCGGUGUGUGCUGAGAAUCACCCGAAAGAGAUUCAACUUUCAGAAUAUCUACAAAGAAAUAGCUUACUUGAAAAGUAUGACAAGGUUGAUAACAUUUGCAUUCAGCAAGUGCAGAUGAGGGCCAAGGCUUUCGUUGAUCAAAUGUACAUCGACAGAAGGAUCGUUCUUGGAGAGGGAAGGAACUCCGAGUCCAAAUCUUUCUUCAAUGCACUGGAAGUGCUUAGCUCUAAAAGGGACCUAUAUAUGGAGUUCCUCCCAGAUCCCAACUCGAUGAUAGCGAGGCGCUCGAAGAAUAUGACUGAGAAAGAUAAAAUAGAGUCAGAACUAAGUGAGGACAGCAUUUCUGCUAAGUCUAGAAGCACGUUGGUGAUGGACGAGGCUGCCAUCAUGAACAAUAAUAUAUUGCAGAGGAUAAAUUAUGAGCUCAUGUGCUCCUCGAAAGCAAAUUUCACAGCCCAGCCUUCAGAUAAAAUAGUAAUACUGAGGCCAGCUCCCCGAAAUGGGAAGCAUUUGGGGAACAGGACCUGCAGCUGCUCGUCGUUGCAGCAUCCUUACAAAUCGAAUAUAAGAGUAUCCGAGGAGAAAACAGCAUCCUUCUCCUUCAGAGAGAUCAAGAAAAAACUAAAACUUUCAUUUGGAGUCACCAAAAAGGAAACCAGAAAUUGCUGCAGUUCUUCUACUAUUGCUGAGAAGGAAAGGAAGGUGUUGAAGAAUAAAGUGCUCAAAUCCAGUAGGGGAUCCGACAUAGCUUGUGUGGCUGAUACCACGCGCAGAAAAUUAUACGUCUCGAGUGAUAGAUCUUCUAACAAACUGGAAUCAGGCGUGAUUUUGGAGGCAAAGAGGCACCUGUCCACAAGAUUGAAUAAUCUGAACUCUGUCGAGGGAGUGACAAGUAGAAAAUCCCCGAUAACCCUGGAGCGGAUCCUCUCUUCACCCGUACACGACUCGUGGCCCUUCAGCCCAAGAAGGGACAGCCUGUAUUGCCCUGGCUCUGCAGAGAUGAGAUUUAGUCCUUACAACACCUCACCCAGAGUAAUUGAAAGCAGUUGUCAUGUACAAAAUGAACUAAGGCCGAACAAAGUUGACGCAACAGCAUAUUCUGUGACUCAAAGAACUGAGGCAGCGUCCAUAGAUAAUAAUAUUCCCACUUCAGACAAAAUGCAAGCUGAUGGGGAAUCAACCAAACCUUCGGAGACGACAGACACUGUCAAAGCACAGAAAUACGAUGGUAUUGUAUUGCGUUUGGCUUCACUAGCAGAAAAUGAGGCAGUUACUUCUACAUUGGAUGAUUUCCCAUCCACUUCUUCAUACGGCCACCAUAUAGAUUCGGCUGAAAACAUCAAAUUUCAAGAAGAGCAUCAAAGCCCAGUUUCCGUUCUUGAGCCUUUCUUCGUAAAAGACGCCAACAGUCCACCAUCAAUCUCACUUCAAACAGGCAGAAAGCCACUGCAGCCACAUCGCCUUGUCUUUGAAGAGUGCUCAUUCGAGUCAUCCCCUCAGCACACACCGGCUAGUGCACAUCCCUGCAUGGAAGAACAACUCUGCCAAUACGUGCAGUUGGUGAUGGAUGCCUCCUCCUUAGAUUGGGAACACCUAUCAGAGAUCAGACCCCAACCCGAACUGCAGCUGAUUCACGAAUCCUUAUUCGAUGAAGUUGAGCUUCCACCCCUCGGCUGUUACUAUGACCCUAAGCUUCUCUUUGAUAGGAUAAACCAAUUGCUACUGGAGAUGUACGAAUGCCACCACUGCUCACCACUUCCUGUCCCGUUAAAGGCCAGGUCGGGGCCACUGGCUGAAGCAGUGCUUGAUGAGAUAUUGGCAGAAGCUGUGUAUUUCAUACUACCCACGAGUGAGAGAAGAAGCUUGGAUGAGAUUGUCUCAGAAGGCGCGAAAUGUGGACCGUGGCUUGAUGAUGUUCGACUCGAUACAGAACGCAUUGUGGCUGAGAUUUCAGAAGCCAUCUUGGAGGAAGCAUUACUUGAGUUUCAUGCAUCAGAAGUUUGAUCUCCUCAUGUUGUAAAAUUAUUUUCACUUUUCUUGAGUUGAGGGUUGAAUGUGAAUCAUCAUGUUUGUAGAAUUGCUGUGAAUAUACUACUGAUACGAAUAUACAGACUGAUAUAUGCGGGCUCCAUUUUAUAAAAAAAAAUAUUUGGGGAUUCUA
This is a messenger RNA of Salvia splendens (bonfire salvia), 2742 nucleotides long. RefSeq lists its product as uncharacterized. Lineage: Eukaryota; Viridiplantae; Streptophyta; Magnoliopsida; Lamiales; Lamiaceae. The record is from RefSeq and is a predicted model, not a curated record. The coding region runs from base 183 to 2585 and encodes 800 amino acids. The transcript has 8 exons.